AUGCAUGUCCACGUUGAUCAAUUCCCCAUCAACAGUUCAUUUGCCAACCAGGAAUCUGCAGUCUCGUGGCUGCCUAAUUUCGAUUCCAAGGAUAACGCUGCUAGGCGAUCGCAGAAGAUGGACAUCAUCAAAGCCAUCGGGGGAACCCAAGGAGUCUCAAUCAGAGGACGUCUCCUGUCCAAGCUUCCAAUGGGCAAAAGCCAUGAGAAUAUUUACACCAUUCCCAACAUUCUCACCUUUACUCGGUUAAUCGCGGCCCCCGUAGUGGGAUAUUUGCUAGUCCACGACUACCACGCAGCUGCCUUGUCCCUGUUCGCUUAUGCAGGUAUUACCGAUUUAGUCGAUGGCUGGAUUGCUCGUAAAUGGAACCUGCAAACGGUCGUGGGAACCAUCAUUGAUCCCAUGGCUGAUAAACUGCUGAUGACCGUCGGAGUCGCGUGUCUAGCGGUGAAUGGGUCGCUUCCAAUUUGGCUCGCCGUGAUCAUCCUUGGUCGUGACAUUGGCCUAGCCAUAUCGGCCAUCUACUACCGAUGGAUUUCUCUUCCACCCCCUAAGACUAUGGCUCGCUACUGGGACUUUUCGCUCCCUUCCGCCGAGGUCAAGCCUACCGAAAUUUCCAAGAUCAACACUGCUCUGCAAUUGGUGUUGGUAGGCAGCGCAAUUGGCCUACCUGUGCUUCCCGAGGCUGUUAUUAGUGCUUGGCACUUGUCAGAGGCCAUGACUGGAUUCCAGUACCUUGUGGCGGGUACUACCAUCUGGUCGGGAUUGAGCUACGUCUUGUCCAACAAUGCGGUGAAAAUUCUCAGCAACGAGGAAAUCCAGAAGCGCAUUGCUGCUGCUGCUGCAAAGCGGAAGCCCUAA
This is a messenger RNA of Penicillium verhagenii, 861 nucleotides long. RefSeq names its product cardiolipin synthase. The transcript has 5 exons. Gene Ontology annotation, molecular function: cardiolipin synthase activity. NCBI's taxonomy places the organism in Eukaryota, Fungi, Ascomycota, Eurotiomycetes, Eurotiales, Aspergillaceae. The coding region runs from base 1 to 861 and encodes 286 amino acids. Gene Ontology annotation, biological process: cardiolipin biosynthetic process. Gene Ontology annotation, cellular component: membrane; mitochondrion. The record is from RefSeq and is a predicted model, not a curated record.